Molecule: messenger RNA, 3186 nt
Organism: Penicillium manginii
Lineage: Eukaryota; Fungi; Ascomycota; Eurotiomycetes; Eurotiales; Aspergillaceae
Product: GTPase RIA1
Exons: 7
Coding region: 1-3186 (1061 amino acids)
Biological process (GO): cytosolic ribosome assembly
Cellular component (GO): cytosol; ribonucleoprotein complex
Molecular function (GO): GTPase activity; GTP binding; ribosome binding
Source: RefSeq, a predicted model, not a curated record
AUGCCCGUGGUUAACGUCGACGAUCUAGUUCGCCUCCAGCGAAAGCCUGAGGACAUUCGAAACAUUUGUAUUUUAGCACACGUCGAUCAUGGCAAAACUUCAUUGACAGACAGUCUGAUUGCCACAAAUGGCAUCAUCUCGCCUAAACUGGCGGGUAAGAUCCGCUACCUAGACUCUCGUCCAGACGAGCAGCUGCGAGGUAUUACUAUGGAGUCCUCGGCCAUUUCUCUUUUCUUCUCCAUGCUCCGUCGCCCCAGCCCGGAGGCUGCGCCUGUAUCGAAGGAGUACCUGAUUAACCUGAUCGAUUCUCCGGGUCAUAUCGACUUCAGUAGUGAGGUAUCUACGGCAUCACGACUCUGUGAUGGAGCCGUUGUUCUGGUCGAUGCUGUUGAGGGUGUAUGCAGUCAGACCGUAACCGUGUUGCGUCAGACUUGGGUCGAAAAGCUGAAGCCGAUCCUUGUUAUUAACAAGAUGGAUCGAUUGAUCACGGAACUCAUGAUGAGCCCAAGCGAGGCCUACUCGCAUCUCAGCAGACUCUUGGAACAGAUCAACGCCGUCAUUGGUAGUUUCUACCAGGGCGAACGCAUGGAGGAGGAUCUGCAAUGGAGAGAACGCAUGGAAGACCGCGCCAAUGCUUCUUCUGUCAAGGAAAAAUCCAAAUCCAAAGUUGUGGACGAGGAGUCGGCCCAGAGUGUGAGCGAGUUCACCGAUUUUGAGGAGCGUGACGAUGAAGAUCUCUAUUUCGCCCCGGAAAAGAACAAUGUCAUCUUUUGCAGUGCGGUUGACGGCUGGGCUUUCACAAUCAGGCAGUUUGCUGCGAUCUACGAGAAGAAGCUCGGAAUCAAACGUACAGUCCUGGAGAAGGUUCUAUGGGGCGACUAUUAUCUGGACCCGAAGACUAAGCGUGUCCUGGGUCAAAAGCAUCUGAAAGGCAGACCUUUGAAGCCAAUGUUCGUACAGUUGGUACUCGACAGUGUCUGGGCCGCAUACGCUGCCACGACAGGCGGUGAUAAAGGGAAAGGUGAUCCAGUGUUGCUUGAAAAGAUUACGAAAUCUUUGAACAUCAACAUCCCACCAUACGUUCUCCGCUCUCGUGAUCCGAAGAACAUCAUGACCACCUUGUUUUCACAGUGGCUACCCUUGUCAACAGCUGUUCUAGUGUCAGUGAUUGAAUACCUUCCGAGCCCACCUGCUGCACAAGCUGCCAGACUUCCGGAUUUGAUUGAGUCAUCCCCGGAUCAAAAACCCAAGGAGCCUGUCGUUGCAUAUGUUAGUAAGAUGGCCGCUAUCCCGGAGAGUGAGCUACUGGCAAGCAACAAGCGUAGCGGUGGGACUAUGACCGCAGAUGAGGCAAGAGAGAUUGCCCGACGCAAGCGAGAAGAGAUUGCGAAAAUGCACGCAGAAGCUGGCGCAGGGAAAGGGGACGAAUUUUCAAGAAUGCACUCCGCUUUCGAGACCACAACUCUUAUAACAGAAAGAGACGAACCCGAGGAGCCGGAAGAAAAAGAAGAUCCUGAACAUCUCAUUGGAUUUGCGCGCUUGUUCUCGGGAACUUUGUCUGUCGGAGAUGAGAUCUAUGUCCUUCCCCCCAAAUUCUCACCCGCAAGCCCGCACGAGAGUCCAGAGCCGAGAAAGGUUACAGUCACCGACCUGUACCUUCUCAUGGGCAGAAGUCUGGAACCUCUCAAGUCAGUUCCUGCCGGUGUUGUAUUUGGAAUUGGUGGUCUUGCUGGCUACGUUCUCAAGACCGGAACUCUUUGCAGUCAGGUCGAGGGAAGUAUCAACUUGGCUGGUGUUUCAUUAAGCACACCACCCAUCGUUCGUGUUGCACUUGAGCCCGCAAAUCCCGCGGACCUUGGCAAGAUGGUGACCGGUCUGCGUAUGCUUGAGCAGAGCGAUCCUUGUGCACUGUACGAGGUGCUUCCCAGCGGUGAACAUGUAAUCGUCACUGCUGGUGAACUGCACUUAGAGCGUUGCGUCAAAGAUCUCACUGAGCGCUUCGCUCGCUGUGAAAUCCAAACUGGAGAGGCCAUCGUCCCCUAUCGGGAGACGAUUGUGGAAUCUUCCGAAAUGGCCGCCCCCAAGGAUCCCGAAAUGGGCCGCGGAGGCGUCUGUAUGGUAUCCGGCUCCAAGCAAAUGACUAUUAAAUUGCGAGUCGUGCCUUUGCCAGAGACUGUGACGGAGUUCCUCACCAAGCAAGUCGGCACUAUCAAGAAGCUCCAAUCCGACAAGCGAUCUGCUACCGAAGGUGCAGCUGAAAAUGGCCAGUCAGCUGAGAUUGUGGCUACUGACGCGGCCGAUGAAGCCCGCGAAGGUAGCAUUCUCUCAUUGAAUGAAUUCCGAACAGAGUUGCAGAGAAUAUACCAAGAGGCAGGAGAGAGUGAGAAGCUUGGGAAGGAUCUCGUUGACAAAAUCAUUUCCUUUGGGCCUCGGAGAAUCGGUCCUAACAUCCUUAUCGAUGCCACAUCAGUCAACACUUGCGAUAAGUUCCUGGUUGAUGAGCCUAAAAACAAUGCCAAUGUGGCCAAUGACCUGCAAGCUCACCUGGUUCGCGAUCUCUGCGACAAGAUCGCAUAUUCCUUCCAGCUGGCAACCGGCCAAGGUCCACUCUGCCAGGAGCCUAUUCAAGGCAUUGCUGUUUUCCUGGAGGACAUUUCCGUGCAAGCCAAUUCAAACGACGAGCUUGAUAUGGGUCGUCUAACUGGCGACGCAAUUCGACUUGUCCGUGAGGGAAUUUCGCAAGGUAUCCUAGACUGGAGCCCGCGUAUCAUGCUCGCAAUGUACAGUUGUGAGAUUCAAGCAACAACCGAAGUAUUGGGUCGUGUCUACGGUGUCAUCACCCGUCGCCGCGGUCGUAUCAUUUCCGAGAUCAUGAAAGAAGGCACUCCGUUCUUCACAAUCAUGGCUCUUCUCCCCGUUGCUGAAUCUUUUGGCUUUGCUGAGGAGAUUCGCAAGCGGACAUCUGGCGCGGCUCAGCCGCAACUGAUCUUCGCGGGCUUUGAGGCCCUGGACGAAGAUCCUUUCUGGGUUCCCGCUACGGAAGAAGAGCUAGAGGAUCUGGGUGAACUGGCCGAUAAAGAGAAUGUUGCGAAGAGAUAUAUGGAUGCAGUGCGCAGCCGGAAGGGUUUGGUUGUGCAGGGCCGGAAGUUGAUUGAUGCUGAGAAGCAAAAGACACUCAAGAAGUAA